Messenger RNA from Cariama cristata (Red-legged seriema), 712 nucleotides. RefSeq names its product mitochondrial ornithine transporter 1-like. The record is from RefSeq and is a predicted model, not a curated record. Bases 59 to 712 code for a protein of 217 amino acids. The transcript is spliced from 4 exons. Gene Ontology annotation, molecular function: L-ornithine transmembrane transporter activity. Gene Ontology annotation, biological process: mitochondrial L-ornithine transmembrane transport. Lineage: Eukaryota; Metazoa; Chordata; Aves; Cariamiformes; Cariamidae.
CACCUGCCGGGAAACGGGGAGACUUCACUCUAAAGUAACUGAUAAACAAGUGUGAAGCAUGAGGAUCAACUCCGCUAUUCAGGCUGCUAUUGACCUCACAGCAGGAGCUGCAGGUGGGACAGCAUGCGUGGUGACUGGCCAGCCCUUUGACACCGCAAAGGUGAAGAUGCAGACGUUCCCCAACAUGUACAAAGGAAUUGUUGACUGUUUUGUGAAAACCUAUAAGCAAGUGGGGCUUCGAGGCUUCUACAAGGGAACCACACCAGCGCUUGUAGCCAACAUCGCAGAGAACUCCGUUCUGUUCAUGUGCUAUGGAUUUUGCCAACAAAUUGUGAGAAGAAUUGUUGGAGUAGACAGGAAAACAAAGCUCAGUGAUCUGCAGAAUGCCGCUGCAGGCUCCUUCGCCUCUGCCUUUGCCACUCUUGUCCUCUGUCCCACAGAGCUGGUGAAGUGCCGGCUGCAGGCCAUGCAUGAAAUGCAGUUGUCAGGAAAGAUAAUCCAGGGACACAAUACAGUUUGGUCAGUAGUGAAGGGUGUUAUUCAAAAGGAUGGUCCCCUUGGAUUUUACCGUGGCCUGUCAAGCACUUUGCUGCGGGAAGUCCCAGGCUAUUUCUUCUUCUUUGGAGGGUAUGAACUGAGCCGGACGUUCUUUGCCUCUGGAAGAUCAAAAGAUGAAUUAGGUAUGGUGCCUCUUUUUCCUGUUGGAUUUUAG